AUGUCCUUUCUUCAAUACCCUCCUGAUAAGAAAAUCUAGAAUUACUAAUUUAGUUUCAAGGCAAAAGUAGGAAAAGGAGCUUACGGAACUGUUUAUGCUGGCAAGAAUAUGAAUGACAGUAAAAUCAUUAAUAAUAUUUAAUUCAGAUAAGAUUGUAGCUUUGAAAAUUAUAGAUAAAAAAAUAUUAUAGACAGACUAUGCCAAUUAAUUAAUAGCAUCAGAAAUUGAGAUUAUGAAACUCAUAGAAGAUAAAAAUAUUGUCAAAUUAAUUGAUGUCUUACAAAGUGUGAAUAAUACAUAUAUAAUUACUGAGUAUUGUAAUGGAGGAGAUUUAAGGGAGUAUUUAAAAAAAAGAAAGUAUUACUUUUUUAUUAAAAUUAGAUUAAUCUCUGAAGUUGAUGCUAUGAAUAUAUUUAGGGAUUUGCUUCAUGGCAUAAAAGCCUUAUUGAAAAUUGGUAUCAUUCAUAGAGAUAUAAAACCUGCAAAUAUCAUGAUACAUGAUGGAGAGUUUAAAAUUACUGAUUUUGGUUUUGCUAAAUAGGUUGAUUCACAUAUAGAUGCUAUAAUGAAUUCUUUGGUUGGUACUCCUCUUUAUAUGAGUCCAUAAAUUUUAAAAAGACAAUCAUAUACAUCUAAAUGUGACAUAUGGUCAUUAGGUUUAAUUUUAUAUGAAUUGCUUUAUGGCAUAACUCCAUGGCAUUCUUCAAAUCUUGUUGAAUUAAUGGCAAAAUUGGAUUCCAAGGUAUUAUAUUAUAUUAUUUCAAGCCCUUAGAUUUUCCCUGCUUUCCAAGAGUAAGCGAUUAAACUAAAUAGAUAAUUAGAAGUUGCCUCUAAAUAUAUGAAGAUAAAAGAAUUUCAUGGGAUGGUCUAUUUGAAUUAACAAAUACUUAAGAUUUAAUCAAUAUUCCAAACUAAAGUAUGCUACCUCUAAUUUAAAAACAUCCUAUACAAUAUUAAAGUUAGCAAAACUAAUAAAAUAAUUAAGCUACUGAAAAUAUUGAAAAAGGACCACAUCAAAGAACUAAAUUAAGAACUGAAAGUAUGGGAAAUUGCAAUUUCACUAGUCGUCAUAAUAGAAGCUUAAGUAAUGCCAAUAAUCAUGAUAAGGAUAAAUCAGAUGAAAGAUAAAAAGUUAAAUGCACAACUCCAAAAUUAUCUUAUCUUUAAAAAGUCACACCUUAAAGACAAACUACAACUAUUACAUCAGAUUCUGAAAGAGAAAGGAGUAAUUCAAUAAUUAAGUUUGCUAAUAAAAAACUCAGUUUAAUGAAGUAUUUGGAAAAUGCCCAUACAACACCAUAAGAUUAAAAAGAUAAUAAUGAGUAGAGUAAAUCUCCAAGCUAUCUCUAAUCUAAAUCAACUAAUACAUCUAAUAGACAUAUUUAAGACUAAGAAAAUUCAUCAAAUAAAACUAAAGUAACUGAAUUUUAGAUUGAAGAAAAGACAAGAGAUCCAAUCAAUAAUAUUAUGAAUAAUGGAUAUUAUAAUUUCAAUUAAAAUUCUAAAUUAAAGAGAACUUUUAGUAAUAAUUUCAAAGAAAAUAGUUUAUCUCCUAUGGGUUAAAAUUAACAUGGGAUAUAACAAUUAUUAAAAUUAAUAUAAAAUCAAUAUGACUUAAUACCAAGUCAUUUUAUAAUUAAAAAAUAGAUUGAAUAAAUUAUUGGUUAACAUAGAACUAAGAUUAUGUAAACAAAAGAUUUUCAAUAUACAUUUGAAGAUACUAAAGAAUUAAAAAAAAUAAUUAAUAGGUUAAUUGAUUAUUUAAAUGAGCAUCCUAAUGACAAUUUUGCCAUUUAAUUAUCAGUGAUGCUAUUAUUAAUUAUAAACUAUAAUUAAGUUGUGAAUUAUUGCUUAUAAUAAAAAUCCUCAGAUUUGUCAAAAACAUUAUUAGACUUAAUUAAGAAAAAUUAAAGUAUUUAAUAAAAAUAAUUAAUUCUAAAUCCAGCAUUUUUAAGAGAAAAUAUAAAUAAAUAACUUUUAUGA
Molecule: messenger RNA, 1983 nt
Organism: Paramecium pentaurelia
Lineage: Eukaryota; Ciliophora; Oligohymenophorea; Peniculida; Parameciidae
Source: the annotation of a GenBank genome assembly